GGGAAUAAAAAAAAAUAUUGUAAAAAAAGUGACACACACGCCAUAAUGUAAAUUCGUAUCUUGAUUUGGCGUUUGAGUUAAAAUUUUACAUUUUGAUGAUAAUAAUUCAUUCAGAAUGUUCUAUUAGGGCAUUUAAAAUGUCUUUAGUAAAUAUUGGCUAAGUGUUUAUAAUGGCUCAGUACUACCAGAUAGUUGGACAAGGCCAUUCAUUAACUUUAGAAGAUUUACAAAGAUAUUGUCCUAACAUACGCUUGGAUGGGAUUAUAGUAAACCAGGAUGAGCAGCAAUAUGCUCAACAGCCAGUUAAUGUUGUAGUUCAACAAGCUGAUCAGGCUAAUGACAUCAUAGUGAGUGAGGGUGUUCAGCAGCAAUUAGUUGUGGGUGAUGGUUUACAGUACCAACAACAAUAUAUUAUUCGCCAUGAACCUCCUCCACCUCCACCACCUCGUGCUGACUUCCAACAACAACAACAACAACAGCAGCAGCAGCAACACCAGCAACAGACCUUACAUAGACAUCAAGUUUACUACACAUCUGAUUUACCUGUGGAUGCUCAGGUUGUGUUGCAACAAGCUCAGCAAAUCAUUGAUGCAUCUUUGAUGCAACAGUCAACUCCACAACGGCCACAACAUCAGUUGGUGAGUCCGGCUCAUGUGCUCUCGCAGCCAACGGUGAUCCACCCGGCGCAGCAGCCGCCGCCGCAGCCUCCGCCCCCGCCACCACCGCCGCCGCCCCAACAUGCGCCACAGCAAACCCUACAACAACAACCACAGUUGCAGCAACAACAACAGCUGUCCAGGGCAUCUCCCCAGCUCAUACACCUGCAACAACAACAGUUGCAACAUCAGCUCCAGCAGCAACAACAACAACAGCAAAUGCAACAUCAGUUGCAGCAACAACACCAACAACAUAUACAACCACAGCAAAUACAGCACCAGCAAGUUGUUAUGCACGCGGCUUACAUCAAUCAAGCUGGGACUCCAACCCGCGCGGCGCCUCCUCGCCUGUUGAAUCAAGCGUUGUCUUCGCCGGCUGGAGUGACGUUGGUAAGGACUCCGGUCCGCACGGUCCGGCCCCGCCGACCGCCGGCCCGGCCGUCCAUGCAACCCUCUCAGCCUGGCUCGCUGCAACUACCCACUAGACUGCUCAAUCCUCAACAUAAUCCGCAACACCAGGCCCAACUGGGUUCUCCAGCGGCUGGGAACGGUCGUGGCGCGACCGGCGUGGGUCUGAACGUGGGCAGCGCGGGGCGCGGCGUACGUCCGCAGCGGCCGGCGUCCCCGCGCGUACUGAACCCGCACGCGCAUCAACACCGCCCACCCAGACCUAGGACGCCACUUUUACAGCAGCAGCAACAACAACAACAACAACAGCAGCAGCAGCUUCAACAGCAACAAUUGCAGCAACAACAACAAGCGCAACAACCACAACACCAGCAACAUCAGUUGGCUCAUCAUGUGUUAAACCAGCAAGUACAUCAACAGCAAAUCAAUCAAAUUAAGCUUUCCCCUCAUCAGCACCAAAUACUGCUAAACCAGCAGAAUUCUCCCCACGGGCCGUCACGGAUUAUAACACAACAGGGCACCAUCGUCGCACAAGCUAUGCAGGGCCAGGUCUCCCAGCACUCGGUGGUUCAGGGAAACCAGACGAAUGGACCUUUACCUCAACAGAAUCAAUUGACUCCAAUGCAGCAAAGAGCAUCGCCUCACCCCCAACAAGUGCCGCAGGUGAAGAAAGUAGUCGUUCAGCCUAACAACGCUAACGACAUGGACGAUCUCGAAGAGAGUAUAACAGCCGCGAUAGUGUCCAAGAAUCCAGUGAGCGACCAUAUAAACCAACCGCAACAAUUCCACACCCCUCCACCACCAUUACGUCAGUCACUCCCUAGCAGUUCAGUCUCUCAGCAACAACACCAACAAGUCAACUUUAGCCCUCAACAUGGCUUUGUUACCUAUGAACAACCACAUUUACAACAGCAUUCACAAAUUAUUGGACAACUUUUAAUGGACCAGACCCCAGAGGAAGAAAGACAGUUUGUGACCUUGACGAAUGGACAGAGAAUAACUCUGGCCGAUUUUAGAAGAAUGCAACCGCCGCGGACUCCAAACCAGCAAAAUAGGGAUACUGGAAGACAAACGUUAGUGAGAAGCAAAGAACAGCCGAGGCCAGUUCAACGAGUACCCCCUAUGCAAACACAACAAACGCCACAACUUGAAAAUACAGAGGCUCCAAGUGGGACUUCUGAACAUACUUCCGAACCCCAAUCAGCAAAAAUGUUAAUAUUCCUUCAAAAUGGAGAACAAAGACUUAUAACCUUUACACUGCCUAAAGAGAGUUGUACACUUCAAGAAGUUUUAGAACAGUGUUUGUUUCAGGUUAAUGUACCAUUUUCAGAAGACACAAACAUACAGUGUAUGCAAAAUACAAGUAGUGAAAUAGAUUAUUUUGUAUCUGUCGGUGGAACAGUUAGAAUUGAAGAAAUGUUAGAAAAUCAUCCUAUGUUAAUCGGCGAUUUAAGUAGUCGAAGCUCUCCAACUGUGUUAUCUCAACCUCAAAGUAGCGACAUGUCGACACCUGAAAAGUCACAUUGCCCUGACAAUGGUUCUGAAUCUCCUGAGCAGAGGUCCCCGCCACCAAAAUACGUAGACGGCAUGUUAGCAGUUUGCAAGUUUUGUGGCUAUACUGGAUUCGAUUUCAGUCGAUGUCAAAGGUGUAAACGUGUAUUUACCGAAGAACCCAAAAGCGUACCUGCAAGUAAAAAAGUUGAACUGAAAAAGAAAGAGCCAGAAAAAUCUUUAGUAGAAAAACCAAUAUCGUGUGGCGAAGGUAUUAAAUUGAAUUUGUUAAAAUCCACUAUGAAAACAUUAAAUAAUAAGACAACCCCUGUACAAGAAAAAAAACCACCACGAGUUAGAAAACCUAGAGGAAAGCAACCAGACCCUGAACCAGUUAUUUUGACCCUGAGUUCUGACGAGGAGGAUUCCAAUAGUUCUAUGCUUAGUAAUCAGCAUGAACAGUCUGUCAGUAUGAAGGAACCAUCGCUAAGUGAAAUUGAAGGUGGGACUCCAGAUAGUGGCAUUGGAAUGGACCAUAUGGAUGAUACUAGUAGGGACGAGAUGAAUCCUAGUUUAUUACAGAACAUAGUUACAUCUCUUAAUUGCCGCACUAUUAGGAUCGGCUCCUAUAGAUACACACCUAAAGAAAAGGUUUACAUAUCAUCAAAAGGGAUCAAAAUUGUUGCACCUUCGCUAAAGAAUGAAUCAAAGGAUGUGGCACUCCAAAUUCAGCUGAAGGAAGUUGUAAAAAUUCUGGUACAUUUUGGGAAAGGGAUGCCAGUUAUUUUUUUGUAUACAAUGAACAAGUGUGGCGCCUAUAUUAGGAAAGCUUUAGAUAUGAAUGAAGAUUGUGGUCCAUACUAUAACCCGAUGUCAACUAAUGAUCCAUUUAAAAGAAUAACACUCCUACCAGAUAUAAUAACUGAUGAAGCUAAAGCGACAUUAAAAAUGUUGUUUGGAAAAGUGAUAGAUGAACUGAAUGCUCGAGAGGCUAAUGACAUUUUAGUAAGGACAUGUUCUAAAGAAAGUAAUAAUGUCACAAAAAUGACUACUAGGUCAGCAAGUGCUUCCAGUGCUUCUGGAGUCAAAAGUUCCAGUUCUCCAGAAAUAAGACAAAUAUUAAUUUAUCCUCCUGGUAAAGGUGGUAUACCUAUAAAUACUGAAGACUAUAUGUGCUUAGCACAGGAUCAGUUUUUAAAUGAUGUUAUAAUUGAUUUUUAUUUAAAACAUUUAGUUCAUGAAGUUCUCACUCACAGUCAGAGAGAAAAGACUCAUAUUUUUAGCACCUUCUUUUAUAAAAGAUUGACAACAAAACCCAGUAAAGUAAAUAAAAGUUCGAACCCUCAUGAAUGGGACAGCAGCUUAACUCCAGCACAAAAACGUCAUGCACGUGUGAAAACAUGGACAAAAAAUGUGAACAUAUUUGAAAAAGAUUAUAUUGUAGUUCCUAUCAAUGAAAAUUGCCACUGGUUUGUGGCUAUUAUUUGUUUUCCCAGCUUAGAUGGAUGCAGAAGUAUGAUUGAUAAUCGUACUGUUACUCCACAGGAAAUUAAGAAAAGAGAGCGCAGAUCAUCUAUGCAAAUAGGUAAUACAACAAUUACACCCCUAACAAAACAGGAACAACUUACAUUAAGUUGUGACUCAGAUAAUUUAAGUGAACGUGACGAGGCAGAGGCAGAGGAAAGUGAUUUGGACAUGCAAUGUGAUUCAGAUGAAGAGGAGGGUGAGAAGACUCCGGUAGAAAAGAAACCUGAAGUUCAGCCGGCUGGAAAAACUGAGCCCAUCAAGCAACCAUGUAUAUUAAUAUUUGACUCCUUGGCUGGCGCUUCGAGAUCUCGUGUUGUUGCAACAUUGCGCGACUAUCUGACUUGCGAAUACCAAGCAAAGAUAUCGCCAUCUAAAAUAUUCAAUAAAGACAACAUGAAAGGAAGCUGUCCGAAAAUACCACAGCAAAAUAAUUUUACCGAUUGUGGCUUAUAUUUAUUACAAUAUGUUGAACAUUUUUUUAAGGAACCUAUUAUAGAUUAUUCGUUACCUAUAAAACAACUAGCAAAUUGGUUUGACGAAAUAGUUGUAACAAGAAAACGCGAGGAGAUAUCAAAAUUAUUAAAAACCCUUAUGCAUAAAUACAACCCAGAUUCGCAUUUGACUCUUCCUGAUAUCACAUUCCCUACUUUAAAUGGUAAAUUAAUAGAAAUGGAAGAACAACAAGAAGAGGGAUCAGACGGAGAAAAAGCCAAUGCUAGUUCUAGUAAAUUAAAUAAAACAGAAGGAAAAGACUCAGAAGGCCCUCCCACAUUGACAUUUGUGAAACAAAUAUCCUCUGGUGACAUAUUAGUUAAGAGAAAUUUUAUCGAUUCUUCAGACACAAUACACUUGCGAAAGGCAAUAAGACUUUCUAGUGACGCUGAAAAUAGGUCUAUGGUGCAGAUCAAGCCAGAAUUUAUAAAGAAAGGUGAUAAUGAAAAUCAAAUAUUAAUACCUAUUAAAUUUGCACAGACAAGUGAUUUGGUCAAAGACAUUCAAAAUACGUUAAUAGUGAAUAAGAGUAAUAAAACUAUAAGUGAUAAAAAACAUGGUGUACACAAUCAAAAUGUGUCUAGUUUGAAUUGUAUUCGACAGAAUGUGAGUGACAGUGAUAGCAAUUCGUUUCUCAAAACAAGAAGAAUUAAUAAACUUGAAGAUGUAAUGAAUGAAUCAAGUAAAAAGUUUAAGAAGAAUGAAUGUUAAACAGUUGCCUGUCCAUAUACCAUGUCUAUUAAAUUAUUAUAAUUUAAUAAUGUGUAUAGUAGUUUCUCGGACUUGUAAAUAUUAGUUAUUAUAACAUGUGUAUUUAAUACUGUACCUAUUUUAUAAUGUAAAGUUUAAAAUUUUACUUGUGUAUUAUAUUAGUGGCCACAAUACAAAAAAUACUUGCUA
Molecule: messenger RNA, 5474 nt
Organism: Amyelois transitella
Lineage: Eukaryota; Metazoa; Arthropoda; Insecta; Lepidoptera; Pyralidae
Exons: 30
Coding region: 171-5285 (1704 amino acids)
Biological process (GO): protein desumoylation
Cellular component (GO): cytoplasm; nucleus
Molecular function (GO): SUMO-specific endopeptidase activity
Source: RefSeq, a predicted model, not a curated record